UUCUCCCACCAGCCCAGCCAGGCUGGGUGAGGCAUUUUCCUCCCGUAUCAAAAUGGCCACAGCUGUGCACAAGUCUAUCAAAUGCCUGGGCGAGGAUUUCUACCGAGAAGCCAUCGAGCACUGCCGUAGUUAUAACGCCCGCCUGUGCGCCGAGCGCAGCAUGCGCCUGCCGUUCCUGGACUCGCAGACAGGGGUCGCUCAGAACAACUGCUACAUCUGGAUGGAGAAGACCCACCGGGGCCCAGGCCUGGCACCUGGUCAGAUCUACACCUACCCGGCUCGCUGCUGGCGGAAGAGGCGGCGGUUGAACAUCCUGGAGGACCCCCGGCUGCGGCCCUGUGAGUUCAAGAUUGAUUGUGAGCCCCCCCUGAAGAAGGAGGCCUCUCUCCCAGAAGGCCCCGUCCUGGAGGCCCUGCUCUGCGCGGAGACGGGAGAUAAGAAGCCGGAGCUGAAGGAGGAAGAGCUGACCUUAGACUGCCCGAAGGCUCCUCUUGGCGAAUUCCUGCAUGAUUUGGACCCGGAAGACUUGGAGGAAGACGCCCCCCGGCGGAAGAACAAGGCCAAGAGCAAGGCCUAUGGGAUCGGAGGGCUGAGGAAGAGGCCGGAGGUGGCCCUGAUGGAGGACCGGGACAAGCCCUACGUGUGUGACAUCUGUGGGAAACGCUACAAGAACCGCCCGGGACUCAGCUACCACUACACACAUACCCACCUGGCGGAAGAGGAAGGCGAGGAGGGCCCGGAGCGGCACACCCUGCCCUUCCAUCGCAAGAACAACCACAAACAGUUUUACAAAGAACUGAACUGGGUCCCAGAGAACCAGCGCAGGCACACAGCUAAGAAAGCUCCGGACGGGACAGUCAUACCAAAUGGUUAUUGUGAUUUCUGUCUAGGCGGCUCCAAGAAGACCGGCUGCCCCGAGGACUUAAUCUCCUGCGCUGAUUGCGGACGCUCAGGGCACCCGUCGUGCCUGCAGUUCACGGUGAACAUGACGGCCGCUGUGCGGACCUAUCGCUGGCAGUGCAUCGAGUGCAAAAGCUGCAGCCUCUGUGGCACUUCAGAAAAUGACGACCAGUUACUCUUCUGCGAUGACUGUGACCGUGGCUACCAUAUGUACUGCCUGAGCCCACCGAUGGCCGAACCCCCUGAAGGGAGCUGGAGCUGCCACCUGUGCCUGCGGCAGCUGAAAGAGAAGGCCUCUGCCUACAUCACCCUGACCUAGGCUGCAGCCUCGCCCCCCCGCCAGCCUCAAGCCCCCCCCCCGGAGGGGGGCUGGAAUUGUACUGCAGGCCAUGCCCAGGAGCGGUGCCGGGCCCCCACCCAGGAUUAAGAGGAGCAUCGAGGUCUGGCACCCAGAAUUUGGGCGGGGCCCCUGCAGCGGGGAUUGACAUUUGCUGCCUCCUGGCCCCCACCUAGGCCACCCCAGUGGGGCCAGUCCACACAAAGCC
Molecule: messenger RNA, 1445 nt
Organism: Pseudonaja textilis
Lineage: Eukaryota; Metazoa; Chordata; Lepidosauria; Squamata; Elapidae
Gene: DPF1
Product: double PHD fingers 1
Biological process (GO): nervous system development
Cellular component (GO): nBAF complex
Source: RefSeq, a predicted model, not a curated record